AUGGAUAAAAGUGUGAGAAAUACAGACAUAUGGCUUCGCUCUAAAAUCAAAAAAGAAGAAGAUCAAGUUGGUCCGGGUUAUUACUCAUUUAAGACAAAGGUAAUUCUCAAUAAAGAGAGUUUUAAUUAUGGGAAUAUCCCUUUUGGGACAGGAAUGGAAAAGAAUCAUCAAAUAGGGGAUCAAUCUUCAUUUAUUAAGAGAUAAUUACCUGGUCCAGGGUCUUAUAACUUGUCAGCUGAUUUACAACAUUUAACAAGGAAUAGGACUGGAGUGAUAGGCAACACAUCAAGCUUUAAGAGUAGAAGCCCCAAAAUUUCUUAUUUGACUUCGAUUUAAAAACAAGAGUAAAUGAAUUAGUCAACUUAAGACUAAAGAGAGUCUUAACUUGGUUUAGUUGGGGAAGUAAAGCAAAAAUAUGAGCGUAAAAGAAAUAUUGAUAAUGAGAGAUUUUCUACAAUUAGAAACAAAUUAGAGAAGAGUAUGAAUCAGAUAUAAAAGAUAGAAGGUGUAAAUGAAUUUAUUAGAGACAAGCAGUUAUCUCCAGCAUAUUUAAGAGAUGCAUCUUAAAAUAUAGCAGCUCAAAUAAUUUAUGCACCAGACGAUAUCUAUCAAACUACAAUAAUAAGCCGUGUUUAAGCAAAUUAAAUGAAAAAUGAGAUGAACUAGACAGUUUAGCAAUAAGUUCAAUUUGAAAAGCCUGCUACUAAGAAUAUCAGAUCAAAGAAAAUUUCUGGAGGUAAAUCACCAACGGUAAAUCAUUUCAAAAAUCUAUCAAUAAGCUAAUAAAGCAUAGAAAUGACAGAUUAUAAUACUUCAAUCGAUGGAGGAAAUGUUGGACCAGGGCUAUAUAAUCCUAAACAUUCUUUAGUUUUAAAAAACUCACCAAGUGCCACAUUUGGUCCACCAGGACUCUAAGAAGUUUUUAAGAAUCCCAAGGCUACAUCAAACAAUACUGUCUCAGUUAAAAAAUAGGUUGAAGAUUACUUGUAUAGUGUACUGGGGGAAGAAAAAGAAUAGGCCAAGUAAAAUAAAGCUGAUAGAUAAAUUAAGAGAUUAAACAACUCAUUUGAUAUUGUGCAUGCACAGAAUAAAUCAUCUUAAUUUGCCUCUAAUUCAAAUCGUACUAAUUUUGCUAAUUCCAUUACUCCAGGACCUGGUAGCUAUCUUUAGGAUUUCCCUCUUGAUAUGCAAACAAAUGUGAUGAAAAGAGUUAUUCAAUCAAAAGUCAACUUUGGUUCCUACUCAGAAAGAAAUACAGAUAUUUUUACAAGAAAUCCUAAAUUCCCAUUCAAUGAAUAAUCUUCUAAAAAUAAUCCAUCUACAGGCUACUACUCCUUAAAACAAUACUCUGAUUUUAAUAUGAUAAGUAGUCCUGGAAAAAUUUUACAGCAAUAGAGAACAUUAGAAAGUCAGAAUAAAGAAUUCAUGACAUCAAGUUAAGGAUUGAAAAAUGUACCGACUAUCUAAAUAGAAGUGAAUGACCCAAAAAGAGAUAGUUAGCUACUUCUAGGACCCCCUGGACCUGGAUACUAUGAUCCAAUUAUGAAAGAUGAAAGUAGAAAUAAGGGAUUACCCCGAAAGAAUAAAUCAGUAGGGUUCAAUUCUUAAACACCAAGAUUUAAAGUGAAGAAAUAGGAAGUUGAAUAAAACAAGAAUGACUCGCCAACAUUAAAGGCAUAGCUAUUAAUUGAUUAACUAUAAAAAUAGUUAAGUCACUAAGACAAGUAGAGUAGUAUGUUUUAAAGUAGAACUUCAAGAAUGUUUCCUGAGGUUUUCAUUAAAAAGUAAGAGGAAUAUAAUUUAGCUGAAUAGAAUCUGGUCAUAAAUCAGCAAAGAUAUUAGGAUAUUGAAGGCUAAAGGAAACAGCUUACUGACGAGCUGAAAUAGAAAAAUCCCAAUAAAUCCUUUAAUGGCAGUUCUUCUCCUAGAUUUAAACAUUAGAGUAAAUAAUAUCUAGUUUUGGCUAAUAAUAAAUGUCCAAUUUUGGGUACAGGUCAUGGAGAAAAUACUGUUGUUAUAGAAUUUCCUAAUAGAGAUUCAAGAGACCCACAACCAGAGUAAUUACCUUUCAAUUUAAAAGGGGGGACAGUAAGCUAUUUAGACAGAAUUGGACCAGGAACAUAUGAUCAUCAUGAUUCAAUAUCAAGCGAUAAGCAAAAAAGUUCAUAGAAAGGCACAUCUCCUUUUAAAAAAUCAAAAAGAUCUGAAAUGACUUAUUUGCAGUAGGCUCUUGUUGAGAAAGCAUAUACAGGUAGUAUUGGAGAUCACUAUAAUGAGUAGUCAUUUGUAAAGAAAAGUUUUAAUGCUGGCUUAAUUUAGCAAUCUAUAAAAAGCAUAAAACAGAAAGCUGAAUUAUGA
Stylonychia lemnae is the source of this 2358-nucleotide messenger RNA. The record is from the annotation of a GenBank genome assembly. Lineage: Eukaryota; Ciliophora; Spirotrichea; Sporadotrichida; Oxytrichidae.